CCUUCCGCACUUGCGGUUUUCAUCCCGCACUCACCCUGCCGUCGACCAGCCAUGAUAUCCCACCUCAUUCCCCAACCGGCGUUGAAGAAGAAAUCCCAGGAUACCCUGAUCAAGAGGAUGGGCCGUGAAGGUACACCGUUUGCCGACAAGUUCGAGCGCGUAACAUACGAUAUGCGCAAACUUGUCCAGGAGCGCCUGCAACCAGGGGAGGUGCUGUGCGAGCAGGCGCCGGUCGCUGUUGCCGAUGUGAUCGAGAAGAUAUGUAAUAAAUAUCCAAUCUUCCGUCAGUAUGAAAACGCAUGGCCAGUCACGGAGUAUCUCGAUCGAUACUGUUACGUUAACCGACACCGUGCCGAUUGGCCUAGAGCAAUGCUACAGUCCUCCAAGUUGAGGAGCCGCCGGUGGCACUCACCGCCAAGUCAUCGACAGGGAAACGGCGCGAUCGUCUGGCCGGCCUAUGAGGAGCAGGAUGAAGACUUGAUUGACCUCUCGCGCGAUUCUGAGGACAUCGAAGAAUUGUACAUUGUGGAAACGAAUGAUUCUGCGCACUUAUCUAACACGACGUCCGCAUCUGCCUUUCGAGCAUCGGGCGUGCAUUCGCCUUUAUCUGUGUCGAUGCACCAACACAUUCAGCCCUAUCAAAAACCUCCACCGCCCGCUACUCAUGGCACACAUCGCACGGUUGGCCCCUCUUCAUCGGACGAUCACAUGCAUCCGCCCGCGGCAAUCCUCACAGGUCGCCCGUAUUUCGUUGGGUGUCCACCCUCCUGCGUACCGAGUACAUCAGCUUCGCAGCCGGAGACGUCGCAGAAUACACAGAACGACGAGGUAGAUCCACUACACGCGUUGCUCUCCAGCCAGAGAAGAUCGCUGUCUCAUCUACGACCUGUACUUCAAGAACUCGGCGUAAUAGAUCAGGAGGCUAUCGAGUGUCUGUAUGACUUGGGCGAUGAACAGCGCGAUGCGUGGUUGGACACCGAGAUGAAGGGGGCCCGAAUUGGCGCCACCGGUGCUGCCGUUACGGCUCUCGACUUAUUGUGCCUUAAAAGAGCUUUCGCCCAGGGCCAGAAGAUGUCGAACGACUCGAAAGGCAAGUCCAAGGGGAAGGAGAAUAUCGCGUAA
Messenger RNA from Punctularia strigosozonata HHB-11173 SS5, 1122 nucleotides. RefSeq lists its product as uncharacterized. The record is from RefSeq and is a predicted model, not a curated record. The coding region runs from base 52 to 1122 and encodes 356 amino acids. The transcript has 6 exons. Lineage: Eukaryota; Fungi; Basidiomycota; Agaricomycetes; Corticiales; Punctulariaceae.